GCAUUUGGAUUCCUGGAUCCACGUAAUAUCGUUCGUGGUGUCCACUUGAUCCCUGGAUUUCAACAUGACCGUACCGACACACUAUUACCGCCAUCAAUUGCCCAUCCCCUGCACAAAAAUAACGAAGACUGGAAGUUUUACUAUGUAAAUAUGUUUGUUGAUAGAGACAUGAUGAUGCGUUUCCGUGGCGGCGGGGUGGGCCAUAAGUUGACUCGAGAUGCAACACGAGUAUUCCUCGAUGACCGCGAUCCUCUAGACGAGGUUGCUCCUGAGUUGGACGUUCUAGAUGACCACAGUGAAGAUACAGAUUUUGUCAGCUCAGACGAAGAAGGUGAUGACAACAGCCUUGAUGGUGAAGAGCCUGGUGAGGACGAGGUGAUGGACAGUGACGAAGGCAUUGCCAAUCGUGAUGAAGAUGUGGAAUUGGAGAUAGAGGAGUAUGGCUAUAGUGGAAUUGACCAAUCGGAAGAAGUUACAGAUGACGAGGCUGACGAAGAUGAUGAUAGCGGUGAGGCUGACGAUGACCUGGGCCCUGAGGACGGAGAGGAUGAUGCCGGUGAUGACCUCGAGGGGUUUGAUGACCUUUGAUUUUUUUUAGAGCGGCAGGAUAUGUUUUUCUUACCCAAUCAGUGAAUUUCAGUGUCUCUGCAGCUGAUUUGUAUGACCUACCACGGGGAGCCUCUAAC
Molecule: messenger RNA, 686 nt
Organism: Suillus paluster
Lineage: Eukaryota; Fungi; Basidiomycota; Agaricomycetes; Boletales; Suillaceae
Exons: 2
Source: RefSeq, a predicted model, not a curated record